Coregonus sp. 'balchen' is the source of this 6339-nucleotide messenger RNA. NCBI's taxonomy places the organism in Eukaryota, Metazoa, Chordata, Actinopteri, Salmoniformes, Salmonidae. The record is from the annotation of a GenBank genome assembly.
AUGGAGCUGGAGUCGGGAAGAACUGAAUUUGGAGCCAUGGGAGAGUCGCUUCAACCUCAAACCCCAAGUCGACACGAGAAGAGUCUAGGAUUGCUUACAACCAAAUUUGUAUCUUUGCUGCAAGAGGCCAAGGAUGGAGUUCUAGACCUGAAAGCAGUAAGCAUGCCAUGCCUUACUCUUUGUUUUUGGCACGCGGAUGUAAAUUUAGCUUGUGGCUAGCUAACGUUAGGUAGUAGCAAUUAGCAUUCAAGGUUUUCGCAAGCUAGCGUUAACCGUCCAGCACAUCAGCGUGAUACGUUGGGGUCAAGUGUUUUUGUCUAUUUAUGUGUUUGAAUAGUUCAAUUAACUAGUUAGCUACAAUUUGCCCGUCCACUGAAUUUAGGAAAAGUUGGCUAGCCAGUUGCCAAGUAACGUUACCUCAACUCCUCUAUUGAGGUCAUACAGUCAUUGGUUGAGGUACUAGGCAGCAAGCUAGCCAGCUAACUUUUUCUAUUCUGCCCCCUGCAGACUCAAUGAAGACAAGCAAGCAAGGCUGCACAAUGUUGUUAUGAACUGGAUCUGGCAAAACAGUUAAAACCCAACCCGGUUUCAGAGUCACACACCCUUUUAUGUAGCUAGAAAUUAAAUAAAUCGGAUAGUCACCAUUAUCAUUGGUUAAAUUAUGCUGACAAUAUGUUAGGUUUUGUUUAGGCUGGGCUUGACUGACCACAAUGGAAUAGAUGUCAUCCCAUAGCAGCAAUGAGGAUUAACACAUCAUAGUUAUCAGCACUAGCCAUAUGUUUAUUGAUGUAAGUGCUUGUUGAACACUCAGCUAUGUGUAACUUUGAAGCUGAAUAGCUAAGCUUCCUUGACAUUAGUCUACCAAGCUAUUUGUUUUAAACUGUGGAAUUGUUCAAUGGACCCCCAAACUGCUCUACACUGAUGUAUGAAUAACAUUGACCACUCUUUCUCUCCCACAGGCAGCAGACACCCUAGCUGUAAGACAGAAGCGGCGCAUCUACGACAUCACCAAUGUGCUCGAGGGCAUCGGACUGAUCGAGAAGAAGUCCAAGAACAGUAUUCAGUGGAAGUAAGUCAAGGACAUGAGAAGGAACAUGGCAUUAUGGGCUCCGUUAGUAAAUCUUGGGUGGCACCCUAUCGCCAUUCAGAAACUACCAGUGUGCGAGCUGUCUUAUGUAAGUGAAAGCAGAUAAGGAGAGGUGUCUUAACUGUUUUCCUAUCAAUGCCUUGCCCUUGACUGUCGUCUUAAUUUAUGUGUGUGUUAUCCAGAGUCAUAUAUUUAGAGAGUUGGGCCAAUGGGGUUUCUGUCUGAACGUUCCAAGAGCGCCACUUUCUCCUCCAUAGCCAUUGCUAAGUGAUAACACUUCUGUGUUGUGCUCUCUAUUUCUGAUUAUAGUUUUCAAAACCUAUAAACAUUUCCAGUGAAAGUAGAUAUGCAAUUUGUUGAUACCACAACACUGUACAGACAUAUUUGCUGCUGUGUUUUGCGUGUUUAUAGCGGGUCAUUUUAUAGGGAGUUGUCGGAGGCACUCUCGCAUUGUUCCAUUACCAAAAUAUCGAGAAUAAAGGUGCUAACAUGGCCAAACUGUUUUAAUGUCUCUGGGCCUAUCUCUUUGUGAUACAUGUUUCCUGUCCCCAGGGGUGUUGGUCCUGGCUGUAACACACAGGAGAUAGCCGAUAAGCUCAUUGAUCUGAAGGCAGAGCUGGAUGAUCUGGACAAGAGGGAGCAGGAGUUGGAUCAGCAGAGGGUCUGGGUCCAGCAGAGCAUCAAGAACGUGACAGACGACUCACACAACAGCCCAUAUCCUUCACUACAAUCCCUCUAAACUUAGCAGAUCUAGUGUGUUAGUUACUAGAUAUUGGUUAUGGUGCACCCCAUGACCCCAAGAUGGUUUAGAUGGUAGUGAUCAGAUUUUUUAGCUCAAUGCUUAGCUCUUAAAUUCAUGUUGUAGUAGUAAAUAAACUCUUGGCCCUUAACACAAGCACACACUGGCUUAUGUAAAACACGAAGACCUUUGCAGUGCGUUCAAAGGUAAGUUUCUCUCAUAUAUUUUUCUGUGUGUUUUUCUUUCCCUUUUGAUUGUUCUACCUCCUUUUGUUUUUUUCCCCUCCCACUCACCCCGUCUCUGUUUGGCCUCCACAGGUGACACUCUCCUAGCGAUCCGCGCUCCCACAGGCACACAACUGGAGGUGCCCAUACCUGAGUCGGUAAGUGUUUGUACUGUAAGACCCAACUACUUUCCCCUUUCUGUCUCACCAUCCUCAGACCAGGGGUCUCCAACUUGGAUUCUGGCGAGCUGCUGGUUGUGCAUUGCCUGACGACUCACCCUGAACUUAAUUCCUCUUCUCUAUCGAUCGCUACAUACAUUCAGUCUGAAUCUGCCAUCCUAGAAGUCAUUUGUGUGACUUCAAAAUGAGGGGCGUUGUACAAAAUAAAUUAAUCAGCGAUUGGAUCGUCUCCAACAAAUCUAACCAAUCAGAAUAUCAAAGUUGAUAAGGUCAUUAUGUAGGCUGGCUCUGGCCCUACCCUUCGAUAUCUGAACGGUCAGAAUGUGUUUGCAUUUUAGAAAUCGUAGGGUGAGGGAGGCAAAUCUAUACUCAUCGUGGAGAAGAACUUCAGUUUGGCUGGAGCGAUGUGGAUGGGUAGCCAGCCAAGGUUGUGCAGACUUCUGUUCCAGCCUAGCACUAAUACUCCUUUUAAAAAUAGUAAACUAAUCGCAAUCUGGACAACGAUUUAUACAAUUAUAUGAAUCAAGUGUGUCAGUACUGGGGUGAAACAAAGGCCUACACGCAGCAGCUCUACAGAAUCUGAGUUGGACUUCCCUGUGCCACUACCGUCUGACUGAGUGAUUGUUGGCAGGUACUGAAUGGACAGAAGAAGUAUCAGAUCCGUCUCAAGAGCUCAGCAGGACCCAUUGAGGUUCUCCUAGUGAACAAGGACCCGUCCAGCCCGUCUCCAGUGGUACUGUCCGUCCCACCACCAGAGGACAUGCUCCAGAGCCUGCCAGUGCCUGCUACUGCUGCCAACCCAAAACCGGCACCUGCUGCCCCCUGCCAGCCUCUGGCCCACUCCUCCAACCCCAGUCCUGCCACAGUCUCACCUGCCUGCACAGCUACUACCAACCAGGCAGUCACCACCGCAGGUACGAUUUGGUCUUUAUCUGAGCAAUGUAGUUAUUACGUGUGUGUGGUGUUGGAGUGAAAUUGCAGCAAAAAAUGUAAUUCUCAUAUCACCAUCCUUCUUUUAAAGUGUCCAGCAACAACACCAGCACACUGACUGUUUCCACACCCACUACAAACAUAACUGCCCAACUGACUCCCCUGUUGGACACCCAGCCUCUCCUGUCCUCUGCCUCAUUGGAUGGCUGCUCUUCCUCUUCUUCAGCAGUCUUUGAGCCAAUCAAGACCGACCCCUCAGAAUGUAAGUGUCAUCUGCCGUUUCCCUAAGAUCAUGAUGCUUCUCUAUCCUGCUAAACAUUCAUACAAGGGGGAUACACAUACUAAAUAUACGUCAGAGUCAAGGUUUAUUUAGUGUGUGCACUCUUUGUAUCAAUCGUUUUUGGGAGUUGUUGAGUGAGUGACUAAUGUUUUCUGUGUUCUAUUUGUAGUGCUGUAUUUCCCCAAAGAACUUUCUGACAUGUUUGACCCGACUAAAGGUAAAGAUCACCUCAACAUAUUAUGAAAUCUAUGGAAGGAGUUGGCAAGUAUAACCACUGUAUGAACAUGCUAUUGCAGAUUAUAUCAAUGUAUAGACAAUAAUUUGAGAUUAUAGAUACCAGAAUAGACAUGUGCCUUUAUUCUAACCCCUCAUCCUCAUUUCCCAUAUCUCUCCCUCUCUUUCACACCGUCUCUCUGAGUAGAGAUCAUGAGUGCAGACCUGUUGGAGGAGUUGAUGUCUUCCGAGGGUAAGUUGACAUUUAUAAACUGGGUGGGUCGAGCCCUGAAUGCUGACAGCCAAGGUAUAUCAGACCAUGACUGGAACGAACUGCAAAAAUCUCUGAAGCUGGAGACUCUUAUCUCCCUCAUUAACUUUAAGCAUCAGUUGUCAGAGCACCUUACCGAUCACUGCACAUGUACAGAGCCCAUCUGAAAUUAGUCCACUCAACUACCUCAUCCCCAUAUUGUUAUUUAUUUUGCUCAUUUGCACCCCAGUAUCUCUAUUUGCACAUCAUCUCUUGCACAUUUACAUUUUAGUCAUUUAGGAGACGCUCUUAUCCAGAGCGACUUACAGUUAGUGAAUACAUAUUAUUAUUAUUAUUUAAUUUUUUUCAUACUGGUCCCCCGUGGGAAUCGAACCCACAACCCUGGCGUUGCAAACGCCAUGCUCUAUCAACUGAACUACAUCCCUGCCGGCCAUUCCCUCCCCUACCCUGGACAACGCUAGGCCAAUUGUGCGCUGCCCAUGAGUCUCCCGGUCGCGGCCGGCUGCGACAGAGCCUGGAUUCGAACCAGGAUCUCUAGUGGCACAGCUAGCACUGCGAUGCAGUGCCUUAGACCACUGCGCCACUCAGGAGACCACAUCUAUCAUUCCAGUGUUAAUACUAAUUAUAUUUUGCACUAUGGCCUAUUUAUUGCCUUACCUCCAUAACUUGCUACAUUUGCACACACUGUAUAUAUAUUUUCUGUGGUAUUUUUGACUUUAUGUUUUGUUUUACCCCAUAUGUAACUCUGUGUUGUUGUUUUUAUCGCACUGCUUUGCUUUAUCUUGGCCAGGUCGCAGUUGUAAAUGAGAACUUGUUCUCAACUGGCUUACCUGGUUAAAUAAAGGUGAAAUAAAAUAAAUAUACCACUGGUAUGACAAAACAUUUAUUUUUACUGCUCUAAUUAUGUUGGUAACCAGUUUAUAAUAGCAAUAGGUACCUCAGGGGUUUGUGGUGUAUGGUUAAUAUACCACGGCUAAGGGCUGUAUCCAGGCACUCAGUGUUGCGUGGUGCAUUGGAACAGCCCUUAGCCGUGGUAUAUUAGCCAUAUACCACACCUACUCGGCUCUUCUUGCUUAAGUAUACAGUUCUGCUGAUGUGGAUUUGCGGAUCAGCAAAGAUUUACUUAACCUAUCACAACUAAAAGAGAUUGUCUUUUAAUCUCUUUGUAUGUCCCUCUCUCUUUCCUAGUGUUCUCUCCACUCCUCCGUCUGUCUCCCCCUCCGGGUGACCACGACUACAUAUAUAACCUGGACGAAACCGAAGGCCUGUGUGACCUCUUUGAUGUCCCUAUCCUUAACCUUUGACCUCUGAGCUGAGUUCCCAAUAAUGUAUUAUGUAAGGAAAUCUAAAAAAACAUUUUUACCAUUUUCUAUGGGAAAAAAACAAAUGUGUGAUUCUAUUUUUGGAUCCUGGUGUAUUAUAAGAUGAUUUUUCUGUGUAAACAAUUAAGUGUUUUGAUGUCGUACCCAAAUAUUUCCACUAAACAUUGGCAGCAAAUGUUUCAGGGCGUAGUGGCUCUAGGUUAGAUAAAAAGGGGUAUAAAGAAAUAUAGUCCUCACUGAACUGAUGAUCUCUCAGGUGAAAUGCCUCGCAUUCAUGCUGAUUUGUGAUUAACUCUAUUCCCUCCAUCCAUCUUUGUUUGAAAUAUGUAUGUAACAAAUUGGCAACAGCUGUCAUCAUCACACUCUGAUCGUCAUCAACUCAGUGUCAACAGAUUCAGAGACACCCAGGCAGCUGCAUACACUCGGACAGUACGCACAAAUGGGUACAUACACACAGCUGAAAAUUAUGCGCUGUCGUUCUGUAUAUAGAGAAUAUUUAUAUUUUUUAUUAAGAGCCUUUGUGGAGUUGUGUGUAAUACAUUGAGACAGCAGUAGUGAACCAGGGUGCCAAACAAAGACAUGAGAAAGUUGAAGUGUUUCAGAUGUAGCGUGCAUUGGAUCAACUGCUACACGUUUAUCAUUCACUUUGGUCCCCUUGCCUUGUUUUGUCACUGUUUUAUUUCUCACCCAUUUCAUUCACUUUACAACAUUGUCUGUGGCAUUCUUGUUUUGUCUUGCAAUUAUUAUGUAUAUGAAUAUUAUUUUAUUCAGUCUGUAUGUAAAAGGACAUUUAUUUUUCUUUACAGAUACAGUAAUUAGUUCCUAAUGAAGUAGGUUAGCGCUUUGAGUGCUGGUCUAUAGUCUGUAUAUGUUGCUCUGAUACGUGUUCAAUAGAAAAAGGUCCCCCACAUGCUUUCACCAUGACUAUGGAAACACAAAUGUUGACUUCGUUCUUUCUGUGUGAGAGAAUAUUUGUUUAAAAUUUCCUUCUGUGUUCAUUCAUGUUUUCAUUCGUUCCCAGAAGAUAUUGUUUCCCUUUUAUUAAAGAAGAGCAUUUUUUAUAUAUACACUAUAUAUACAGUACCAGUCAAAAG